Molecule: messenger RNA, 585 nt
Organism: Auanema sp. JU1783
Lineage: Eukaryota; Metazoa; Nematoda; Chromadorea; Rhabditida; Rhabditidae
Source: the annotation of a GenBank genome assembly
AUGUCUUGGAUUUGGGACUGGUUUUCUGGUGUGCUCAACUUCUUAGGUUUAACUAAGAAAAAUGGAAAGCUCGUGUUCCUGGGAUUGGAUAAUGCAGGAAAGACUACUCUUCUUCAUAUGUUAAAGGAUGAUAGAAUGGCUCAGCAUGUUCCAACACUUCAUCCUACAUCAGAGGAACUAUCUCUUGGUGGGAUUAGAUUCACAACUUUCGAUCUUGGAGGUCACGCUCAAGCUCGACGUGUAUGGAAGGAUUACUUCCCUGCUGUGGAUGCUAUUGUAUUUUUAGUAGAUUGCGCUGAUUUGGAGCGAAUUGCUGAAAGCAAAACUGAGCUCGAGUCUUUACUUCGUGACGAGCAGGUUGCCGCUGCUCCAGUUCUUGUUCUCGGAAACAAAAUUGACAAGCCAAAUGCUCUCAGUGAGGAUCAGUUGAAAUGGCAUUUGGGAAUUCAACAUAUGUGCACAGGAAAAGGAGAAAUUUCUCGCAAUGAUCUUGCUUCCCGUCCUUUGGAAGUUUUCAUGUGCUCUGUACUCAGAAGACAGGGUUAUGGUGAAGGGUUCCGUUGGUUGGCUCAAUACCUCGACUAA